This is a messenger RNA of Oryzias melastigma (Indian medaka), 4232 nucleotides long. RefSeq names its product RING1 and YY1 binding protein b (gene rybpb). Gene Ontology annotation, biological process: positive regulation of DNA-templated transcription. The coding region runs from base 559 to 1365 and encodes 268 amino acids. Gene Ontology annotation, molecular function: DNA binding; transcription coregulator activity. NCBI's taxonomy places the organism in Eukaryota, Metazoa, Chordata, Actinopteri, Beloniformes, Adrianichthyidae. The record is from RefSeq and is a predicted model, not a curated record. Gene Ontology annotation, cellular component: nucleus. The transcript has 5 exons.
CUAAUUACAAAAUUCAGUUUGAUCAAAACGUUUUAUUGUACAUUUGUUUGGUUUGUUUUAUAAGUAUGAAUAUUGAUGUGAUGGAAUUUUAAAUUAUAUUAUGAGGGCUGUUAUCUAUACGGGGGUUAAGUGGGUUCAAGGAUAAGGAUCAAAAUUAGAAAAUAAAUACAAUAAAAUAAAUAGAUACAUUUAGGUCUAUGAUAUUUUAAUUAAUAAACUGUCACUAAAAAAAUUAACAGACCUGGAAUCUGAGAAAUACAAUAAUUUCAGAUUAAAAAAAAAAAAAAAUCAAAUGGCCCCCCCCGGGCCCCCGCCCCGGAGACGCCACUGAAGCGCGAGCUGUCAAAUACCUGUAGUUGUUCAUUAAAACAGACACUAAGAUCCAUCCAGACUUUUAAACCUGUCCGGCCGCUGAUUGGCCAGCCGCCGGUCACGUGUCUGAGCGCAGUCAGUCGCUGUGCCCAGCAGCUUCAGCAGCGGCGGCUCUGUCUGGAUCCUACACACCGACACUUGCAGGAGGCCCCCUUUUCUUCUCGUUUUCGAGGAUUAUCCUUCACCAUGGGCGACAAGAAAAGCCCUACAAGGCCAAAAAGACAAGCCAAACAGACACUGGACGACGGGUACUGGGACUGCAGCGUGUGCACGUUCAGGAACACCGCCGAGGCGUUCAAGUGCAGCAUCUGCGAUGUGAGGAAGGGCACAUCCACAAGGAAACCCAGGAUAAACUCCCAGCUGGUUGCUCAGCAGGUGGCUCAGCAGUACACGAUGCCCCCCCCAGCCAAGAAGGACCGCAGAGAGAGGAGCGAACGCACAGACAAGGAACGGCUGGACAGCGAGGGAGAACGGGCCUGCGGCGAAGGACGCCCGGUUUUGGAGCGCCCUGAGACAGUCAAGCCAGAGGAGGACACCCCCGAGAAGGACAAAGGCGACAAGGAGCCCCCCCUGAAAGACAAACCCGACAGAGAGAAAGACAUCAGUCCAGCACUCCCCAAGAAGCCCAGCAGUAAAAAGAUCCGACCGAAAUCAGACAGCCAUCAGAGCCCCCCCAGCGACAAACAGAGCAUACAGUCUGGGAAAUCAGCAACCAAGACCAACAAGAACUCCCACAUUUCCAGGCCCAAGCUGAAGAACAUCGACCGGAGUACGGCCCAGCAGCUCGCCAUCACCGUCGGCAACGUGACUGUGAUCAUAACGGACUUUAAGGAGAAGACGCGCUCCUCGUCCACGUCCUCGUCCACCAUCACAUCCAGCGCCGGCUCGGAGCAGCAGCACCAGAGCUCGGGCUCCGAGAGCGUGGACAAGGGCUCGUCGCGCGCCUCCACCCCCAAGGGGGACCUGUCUGUGGGACACGACGAGUCCUUCUAAAGGCGCCGCUCCCUUCCACCAACCCCCUCAUGUUUAUGGACAACGUGGAUCCCACAGGAGAGGAGAACGAGGGUGGGGGGGUGUUUCCCAUCGCUGCCCUACAUUCCUGAAACCAUUCCACCCCCCCAACCCCACCCUCCCACCUGAUGCUGAGAGGAACACUUCACCUUUCAGAAAUCAAAUGCCUGUCAUUGAGGAGUUUUGGGAACCCACCCACCGCCCCGCCCCUCCCCCAGCAGUAGCAUCCAGACUCUUGUACGUAUUGUUUUAUAUUUGUAUGUGGAUGUGAGGCGACUUUUGUUUGUUUGGUUUUGUAAACAGUUCUGCUUUGGGCACAAAAAAACCCUUCAUUGUCUGAGAAACAGAGGACUUUAUUUAUUUCUACGAUCCAGCUCUGCUCACUGACCCCGCCCCCACACUACCCCCCCACAGUGUUUUUAAUCAACACACAUACACAAGCAAACACACACACUGGUGCUAGACACACUGCGAAGCGGUUUGGCAGAUCUGGGACUGUCCGUUCACUCCAUGUGACAGCUUCUCCUGCGCUUCAUCACUGUGGGCCCUUCCCCAUGCUCCUCUUCUCAGUGAGCGGCCCCCGCACCGCCCAUCCGUCCCUUCAGCAACCCUACAGAUCUUCUGCCCCGGAACUGUUCAGAGCGGGCCGACGUGUGAAACACUAAAAGCUGUGGGUCCUUUCAGGGCUGAAGCCGUUCCCGUCCUUCCUUCUUUCCUUCCUUCAUGUUCGGACGUUCAGUUGUGCGCUUUGUUCUGUUCAUCCUGAAGGACGCAGUUCUCGUUGGUGAAACCAAACCCGAGCUGUGACUGUUUUUACUCCGAAACACAAAAACGAACAAAGGCGGAGAGCAGGCGGAGCCGUUUUUGUGUCCGACUCCUGUAGUUGAAGGCUAAACUCGCUGCAGUUCCUCCCAGAAACCUCCGUUCUGUUGUUGUUGUUUUUUUUUAUAGCAGCGAGGUUCAGGAGUCUGAAUUCACUUUAGCCCAUGUUAGACCAAGCUGAUGUCCUUUAAACUGUAUGAAACUGUACAAAGAAUAAAUGUGUAUAUGAUAUCUUAGUUUUAUUUAUUGAAGGACCAAAGGAAUUUCAUAUUGACGCGAUGCAUAGACAGAUGAGUAACAAUUUGAAAUGCAAUUAUCUAAUGUGUGAGAUGAAUAACAGUUUAAAUAAAGACUAAUAUAAUCCAUGGAAAUGGUCUUUUAUUGUCCGCUCAUCUCUAAAUUAGGAGCCAUGAGAAAAACUGCAAACUUAGCACACAGAAGCGGUGGGAUUGGGGCGUGCCCUGGUUGAAGGCGUACACCAGUUGGAGGCAUAUCUGAGUUGGGGGCCUUGUCUCGGUUAAGAGUGUACCCUGGUUGGGCUCGUACCCCAAUUGGGGGUCUUACCCUGGCUAAGUUUAGUUGGGCUUGCACCCGGGUUGGGGACCUUAUCCCGGAUAAGAUUGGACCCUGGUUGGAGUCACACCCCAGUUGGGGGGCCUUACGCCAAUUGGGAAUCUUAUCCCGGUUAAGAUCGUACCCUGGUUGGGCUUGCACCCUGGUUGGGGGCCUUAUUCCGGAUAAGAGCGUACACUGGUUGGGCUUGCAACCCAGUUGGGGGCCUUAGCCUGGAUAAGAGCGUACUCUGGUUGGGGUCGCACCCCAGUAAGGGCCCUUACUCUGGUUAGGAGCGUAGCCAGGGUAGGAGCAUACCCUGCUUGAGGGCACCCCAAUUUGCGGCGCACCCCUGUUGUGGGCCUUACCCCAAUUGGGGGCCUUUCCACAGAUAAGAACGUACUCUAGAUAGGCUUGAACUAUUGUUAGGGGUUUACCCCUUAUGGGGCACAGGCACACCCCGGUUGGUAGCAAGCCCCUGUGUGGUGGUCCGCCCCUUCCCACCUAGCAUAUAAUGUGCUCCCUUUGCAGUUUCACACACGAUAAUCACGGUAAUCUCGACAUUUCGUGUCACGUUUUUAUUUCUAGCGUUUUGAGCGAACGCUGAUCGAUGCACUUCACUGCGUUCAGACAUAAGUCGGGACACGAUGAGAAAUCUUGACUUUUUUUUUUCCUGAGAAGAAAAACCUGCUCUGAACUGGGCCUCAUGAGUUAUCUUCUCACCUGCCUUACCUGUCAGCACGCUCCCCACUCCCACUCGGAGCAUUCUUUCUUCACUUAUUGGCUAUUUGCUGACCAUACGAACCGAUGCUUGUAUAUAGUUUUUAGAAAAAGAAAAAACAGUGCAAAAGCAAACACUAUAAACAAUGGCGUCGGAGCUGAAGUCUUUGGUUUCCCCUCCCCCAUUUUCUUCCCGCGCAAGCAGUUCUGUUCUUGUGUGCGACCAGUAACCUUAAUUUACUGUGUAAAGAUGGUUACAUAUUUUAGCUUUGUUUGUCAGAGGCCCAAAUAUAGAAAUGCUUGUUUACUUACUGUAUAAUCUUUAACGUGAACUUCCAAUUAAGUGUAUGAUACAGACUCAUUUCUUCCUAUAACAAUGUGUUGUAUAAUGCUUUUGAAGUUAUUGCUCGGUUUUUGAAAAAAGAAAAUGGCAAAAAAAUGUAGAAGACAAUAAUCCAUUCUUUGUUUUACCUUUUUUUUUUUUUUUUUAAUAAGGUGUCAUUGUUUUUCUCCUUGUGGAAUUCUGUUCCUGUUGUGGAAAUGUAUUCUGCGUUUUCUGCAGGUCACGGCUCCCUGUCUCGCUUAAAACUGUGUUGAUCAAUACAUGUUUCUGGCAUGUGCACGACCUAAUGCGCUUACUGGCUAACCUGAUCAUUUUUAUUUGCCCCGCCCCCCCUUCUGCUUCAAAUAGAAAUGUCUAUUUAUGAAUUUUGCUUGUAGUUUUUCACAAAUAAAACUGUCAAAGUUGUACUUUU